Molecule: messenger RNA, 903 nt
Organism: Amoebophrya sp. A25
Lineage: Eukaryota; Dinophyceae; Syndiniales; Amoebophryaceae
Source: the annotation of a GenBank genome assembly
GUCCGCAGUUCCUGAUAGCCUGAUUCAUCAUUAUCAAGCCUGAUAUUACACACAAUGUGGGAGAUGUUUUUGAGGUGAGGCACAGCUUACAGCAUGUACUAGUUUUUUUUUAGGUCCACACCAUGACGCACAAAGCGAGGAGAGCCUGAUGCAAGAGGUGAGUGCUAAUCCGGAAAGAUGAGAGUGGGAGUACAGAGACUUACCCGCUAAGCACGUACAAGGAAGAGUAUAGUACAGAAAGGCACUACGAAGUAGAAGUACGAAGAGUACAGAAGAGAUCUAAGCAGAUGCGAUAGGCACAACUAACUUCUGUGCGGCCGCCACAGGUGGCGCAUUGUCUCCUGUAGCCGCGUAGAGCACUCAGAUUGGAGAACAACCAGCAAUAUGAGAGAUCAGUAAAUGCGUGAAGUAUUACAAGGAACAAAAUGGCUGGGUUGCGAGAUUACAGUCGGAGGUUAUUAGUGUUUCUCAUCCAGUAUCGGCAGAAUACAGUCGAACGCUUGCUGAUAUUUUUCCGUGCCGGCCGUUCCGCAUAUAUCUUCAUCUCAGGAACGUGCCUACUCGUUUUGGCUUUCUUCCUUUAUGGCGCUAAGAAAGCUUUGUUCAUCUCUCGUUCAAUGCGUAACUGUAUAGCGGCGGACGUAGAAGAUUGAACAAGGUAGAAGACAUAUCAAGAAUAUCUCUUAUUUCUGUGAAGUGCCUCUCACUCUCUGUUCUUUCUCGUUUCAUCUUCUGCUGCUCGCUGUCACCGAGAGUAAAGAAGCGCAGGCAGCUCCACCUGGCUGGGAAUCGUUCGUUGCGGCUACAGGAACGAACCAGUGGGUCUCCUGUUCUUUUUUGCUUUCCGCAGGUUGUAUCACUAUGGCGCUGAACUACUUGCCAAGACUCGAGGGUGAAGGGUGA